AUGUCUCUGAUCGAUUCACGUCGAUCUUCCACAACGAGCGGGAAAAUUCGACGCAUCUUCCACAGCUCCCAGUCCCAAAUUGGCCAUCGUAAACAGAGUUCACCUACUAUCGCCUCUCAUGCCUUGCCCGGACUGGGACGUGAGCUGUCCAUUUCAGAAGUGGGUCAGCUUGCAGGAACGACAGGUCGAUAUCUGCGCAUCUUUUGUGAACGUGUUUGUCCCUCUGCUAAGUUUAAAACUGUCUUUGUACAAAAUGAUUACACGGUAAGCGAAUGCAUCGAAAAGGUGGUCAUCCAACUCUCUUCUGAAGGAGAUAUUGUUACCAGUCAAGUCGAUCUCUUUGAAGUUAUUGGUAGACUUCCAGCGAAUUCAAAAGCUAUCAAUGAAUCGGGCACAGUUAAUGAUCCCGGAGAGGUGUUCAGCGAACUGAAUUCACGUCCCCUGCCUCCAGAGGAGAAGAUUUUAAAUGUGUUUUCCCUUAUGGCACCCGCACCAGGACUGUGUCGUCGUUUGGAACUGCGAAAACAGCUUCAUCCAUCCUCAGUGUCAUUUCCAGCUCGGAUUCGACCGAGAAUUCAGAACACGGUUGAUUCGACAGUUAACAGUUCCCGAUUAAUGGCACCCCAGUGUCCGUUUCUCCUUUUGAUCAAGGGUAGUAGACCUGAAUGUGAUCCUCUUGUCCACAGCUUUUCCGACAUCUGUCGGGGCAAGGUGAGUGAAAUAACAAUGGGUACUUCAGCGUACAACGACAUUCGUUUGUACCUCUCCCCAGAAGCAAAGAUCUCCCGUGAAACUGUAAAUCUUAAUGGGGAUCACUACAACGACUUCAAAUCGCCCAUCCGUUUCAUUGCCAAGAACCAUCCUGCUAGCACAAAGUCUAAAGCAAUUUGGUUGUGUAUUUAUUCUACUUACAAUUUUAUUCAGCCUGAAUACCCUAUCACAGUGAUACUUAACUGGGAGACACUAACAGAUUCCAAUAACUUUCCAAUUAAUAAAUCUCUCGAACCAGGUGACAUCAUCCGAAUCGAGACGUCAAAUCUCGUCUAUGUGUUCAUCUUCAAGGACUCACAAACGGUCCCUGAACAUAAAUUGCCUUUGGGCUUCUUUACGUUGCCCCAGUUGCCCUCAGUUGGUGGGAAACCUCCCACAGGUCAAAACGGAAAUCGCUCAGCUGCGAGGACUGCACGAAUUGAUGCUCUCGUUCGGAAGACUUCCAGCCUCAGCAGUCACAGCGCCGGGGGCUCUAGCUUCCUUCCAACCUUUUCAAGCGUUGGUGUGGUGGUUGGAAAUCUAUUUCCACGAACACCUCCCAAGAGCGGUGACUCAAAUUGGAGCGAAAUGGGUGGCAUUUUGCCAGAUGUGGGAGUGGCGGCUGGAUGCUUUGCCCAUCUCCUACGAUCAGUUGUCAAGCAUGGGUUGGGAACGAAUGGACAGAAUUACGUGAAGUACAUCAACGAGGAUGACCUGUUCCGAGAGAUUAAUCAGGCUCUAUCACGGGAGCUGGAGAAACUCAAUAGGGUGAGUGGCAAAUUGUAG
This is a messenger RNA of Hydatigera taeniaeformis, 1536 nucleotides long. The record is from the annotation of a GenBank genome assembly. NCBI's taxonomy places the organism in Eukaryota, Metazoa, Platyhelminthes, Cestoda, Cyclophyllidea, Taeniidae.